Messenger RNA from Effrenium voratum, 1957 nucleotides. The record is from the annotation of a GenBank genome assembly. Lineage: Eukaryota; Dinophyceae; Suessiales; Symbiodiniaceae.
CAAGGUCUCCCCUCUCACGGAGUAGCGACUUUUUUUCUCCUGUUGUCCCGGCCCAGUGACGGUGGGGCGUGCCAUGGCUUUGCGGAGCCUGCGCCGCCUGGCCCUGGCCCAGGCCCCGCUGCUGCCAUGUGCAGCGCAGGAUCGGCGCCCUUUUGCAGGGCUGGUGCUGGGAGGAGUCCGGGGCCAGCGUGGAGGAGAGUGCGACCACGGCACGCGCAGCACGCACGACAGCUUCUUUGCCAAGACUCGCCUGGCGUUUCGCAAGCCGAACAUUGGCACACCGGCAGGGCAGUCUGGCUUCUGUGUGUGCGGACGCGUGCUCCACCCGUGUUUUGGAUUUCAGCAUGAUGCACGACCAUCUUGCUGUGCCAACUGCAAAGAGGAUGGCAUGGUGAACAUCAAGAGCCCCAAAUGUAGGUGUGGCAGAGCCAGACCGCAUUUCGGGAUGCCAGGCGAUGCUCGGGCAACUUGCUGUGCGAACUGCAAAGAGGAUGGCAUGGUGAACAUCAGGAGCCCCAAAUGCAGGUGCGGCAGAGCCCAACCUUUUUUUGGGAUGCCAGGCGACGCUCGGGCAACUUGCUGUGCCAACUGCAAAGAGGAUGGAAUGGUGGACAUCAAGAACCGCAAAUGUAGGUGUGGCAGAGCCAGACCGCAUUUCGGGAUGCCAGGCGACGCUCGGGCAACUUGCUGUGCCAACUGCAAAGAGGAUGGCAUGGUGAACAUCGAGAGCCCCAAAUGCAGGUGUGGCAGGGCCAUACCAUAUUUCGGGAUGCCAGGCGAUGCUCGGGCAACUUGCUGUGGUAGCUGCAAAGAGGACGGGAUGGUGGACAUCAAGAGCCGCAAAUGCAGGUGUGGCAGGACCCAACCUCGUUUCGGAAUGCCGGGUGAUGCUCGGGCAACUUGCUGUGCGAACUGCAGAGAGGAUGGCAUGGUGAACAUCAGGAGCCCCAAAUGCAGGUGCGGCAGAGCCCAACCUUUUUUUGGGAUGCCAGGCGACGCUCGGGCAACUUGCUGUGCCAACUGCAAAGAGGAUGGAAUGGUGGACAUCAAGAACCGCAAAUGUAGGUGUGGCAGAGCCAGACCGCAUUUCGGGAUGCCAGGCGACGCUCGGGCAACUUGCUGUGCCAACUGCAAAGAGGAUGGCAUGGUGAACAUCGAGAGCCCCAAAUGCAGGUGUGGCAGGGCCAUACCAUAUUUCGGGAUGCCAGGCGAUGCUCGGGCAACUUGCUGUGGUAGCUGCAAAGAGGACGGGAUGGUGGACAUCAAGAGCCGCAAAUGCAGGUGUGGCAGGACCCAACCUCGUUUCGGAAUGCCGGGUGAUGCUCGGGCAACUUGCUGUGCGAACUGCAGAGAGGAUGGAAUGGAAAACAUUGUAAGUUUGAGAUGCCUUGUGUGCGGAAAGCACGCAAGCUACCCAGAUGCUACUGGCAAACCUCGACAAUUCUGUGCAAUGCAUUCUGCAGAGGUUGGUGCACGCGUACUGUCCUUAUCGAUGUUUUCGCGGGCAGCAAGCGAUUGUUUGGACAUGUUGGAGGAGGAGGUAGGCUACAGGUUCACUUUUCGGCACAGAUUCGAUGCAUCUAGCGGCACUUGGUCCGGCAAGGAGUUUGCAGGUCUGUUUCCAAAGCGUGCUUUUCUUCCGGAUGCAUACCACCCGGAGAGGCGUGAAGUGGUUGAAUUUCUGGGGAACUACUAUCAUGGCUUUCCUGUGGAGCAUCCACGGCAUAGCAGCUUCAUUUGCGUGGGCGGCAAGCCGGCGCCGGACGUUUAUCGUGACACCAUGGAACGCCUCGAUCUGUUCACAGCGGAGGGGCUCAGCGUCUUCUACAUUUGGGAGCACGAAUUCGUGGAGUGGCGGAAGCGAGCUGCCGCUGGGGAGGCUGGGCCGAUCACCAGCCUCCUGCGCCGCCAUGAGCCAAAGCACAUGGGCCGAAAAGAAGCGUGCGCCUCUCAAACA